AUGAAUGAAUGGAAAGAGGAUCCCAUGACAAUCGAAUUGGCUAACACUCCGCAGCACAUCUCUACCCUGGCUAUUCCUGCUCUCACCAUUUGCGGUCCACUAAUUGUGACAGAGGAAGGAGUUGAAUAUUUUGAGGAAAAACAUGGUGAUGAUAUAUACAAGAUGGCUGAUAUCUUAGGUAUGUCAAGAAAAGCGUUUGAUGAGAUGUACAAUAUGAGUUCAACUGGAAAUGGUACAGGAAGUAAUUGGGGGAGAUUCUUCAUAUCUGAUUUCUGUCUUGAUACCUUUUUCCGUUACAUCUCAAAUGAUGAUUACUAUGCCUUUACUGCACACUUUCUUUCUGGAUUAAUCCGUCCAACGUUCAUGUUCAGGGAACUCUGCUGGUCCAUCAACAUGCUUCCACCUUCCAAGAUUUACAAGAUGAAUACAGUACAACAUUAUUUAGACUCAGAAAUGAGUGUACCAGAUGGGUGGAACAUCACACUUCAAUUGAAUACUGAAUUGAUUCAUGGAUUUCCGUCAUAUACAGAAUAUUGGUUAGAGAAUGGAACAAUUGAUGUUUAUCCACCAGUGAAGAUACCAGUUUUGGUAGAGCAAUCAGACAUAAAUUAUCAUCUGGAUGAAUAUAAGAAUAAAGACACCAAGUUUAUUGGCAGGGACAAUAAAUAUCGGUUCACAAUCCACAAUCCUUGGGAUGUACCAAGUCCAUUCAUGAGAUGGCAUCUUCUUCAGCAAUCAACAAGUUCUCGCAUUCUCAUUGAACCUGAAGUAACAAUAAAAUAUCCUGUUGAUGAUAACGAUUUUCUGUACAAAGUUCCAUCUGCCAAGCAAUGCUACAACACAACAGAGAAAACAUUGGACUUUUUUCAAUAUUAUACACAACAAAACUGUUUAAUGGAGUGCUCCACCAAGAGAGCAUUGAGAGAAUGUGGAUGUGUUCUGUUUUACAUGCCACACAACGAAUCAACAUACAUAUGCUCUGAUGAAUACAGCUCCUGUGCGGUGGAUGUUGCCAAAGCCACUUAUUAUGACACAGGUGAAAGGAGAUUUCAAGAUUUUUGCGAUUGUUUGCCAUCUUGUAACUACACUGACUACAAGGUGAUAUCUUAUGAAACAUCUCAUUUUCCUCUGCCUGGAAUGUUUCUCUCACUUCAACCAGUUAAAAUUGAAUUCAGAAACGAUUUUUUUUAUCCAAAAGUUCGAACCUACACUUACAAUAACAAUGAGAUGAUGGAUGCCACCGUUGUCUACUUGGAUGCAUUCCUAGGCGUGAGUAUAAUGACUGUAGCCGAAAUAUUCUACUACAUUUUGUUGUAUGUUAUUGAUUAUUUAAAAAGGAAGAUACAACCAAUGCUCCGUGGACUGUAUUUGUCAUGAAAACUGAAUCUGAAUAAAGUAAUCCAAUUCAAAAUUCACUUUCUCAUUUCAAAAACUAUCAUACAAAGAUGCAAUAGUAACUUUUAAUAAUAUUUUUAUUGGUUUGAUAAGAUAUAUUUCGAACGACUUGAAUUAGCUGAGUGAUCUCAAUCAAGUAAUUGAAUCAGUGAAAGUCAAGCUAGAAUCAGAAAUUUGCUUUAUCUUGGAAUGAGAAAGUUUCAAUAAAAUAUAAAUACAAAUUUUGGUACCUACCCUUUUUGAAUUAUUUAAUCACAACAUGUUUCAGACAUUCAUGCCAUUUAUAAGUACUGUUGAAAGAUUCUUAUUUUUGAGAAAAAAGAC
This is a messenger RNA of Nilaparvata lugens (brown planthopper), 1719 nucleotides long. RefSeq lists its product as uncharacterized. Gene Ontology annotation, biological process: sodium ion transmembrane transport. The transcript has a single exon. Gene Ontology annotation, cellular component: membrane. The record is from RefSeq and is a predicted model, not a curated record. Gene Ontology annotation, molecular function: ligand-gated sodium channel activity. Bases 1 to 1377 code for a protein of 458 amino acids. NCBI's taxonomy places the organism in Eukaryota, Metazoa, Arthropoda, Insecta, Hemiptera, Delphacidae.